Messenger RNA from Penicillium canariense, 1122 nucleotides. RefSeq names its product DXO/RAI1 family decapping nuclease. Gene Ontology annotation, molecular function: mRNA 5'-diphosphatase activity. Lineage: Eukaryota; Fungi; Ascomycota; Eurotiomycetes; Eurotiales; Aspergillaceae. Bases 1 to 1122 code for a protein of 373 amino acids. Gene Ontology annotation, cellular component: cytosol; nucleus. Gene Ontology annotation, biological process: NAD-cap decapping; nuclear-transcribed mRNA catabolic process. The record is from RefSeq and is a predicted model, not a curated record. The transcript has 9 exons.
AUGAGUCGCGCGAUCUUCGACAUCCAACCAGUGAACCGCUUCGGCGGUUCAAAUACAACAAUCCGGCGCCCCAAGGAGAUCGCGUGCUUUUCCUAUGAUCAGGAUCGCCACUUCGCCCUGGGCGAUGCAUCAAUCGCAUAUUACUACCCGCCAAGUCUGCCAGCAGAUCUGAAUCUGGGCUUUGAUACGUUUCAGAAGCUGAACGAUGCGGCUGAUGAACAUCUGGAUGCGCUCCUAGAUACCAUUAUUGCUCUGGAGAAAGAUACGGGGAAGAAGUGCGAAGCUGAUAUUGUUACUUGGCGAGGGAUGAUGACCAAGAUCUUGACUGCUCCGUUUGACAUGAUGAAUGGCUUUGAGAUGAAUGCAACCUGUUUCCAGGGCACAAUAUUUAUUGAGGAGAAUAAUGCGUACAAAAAUCAACAAAAGGAGAUCCAGCGCAACCAGAGAAUGCCCCCCGGAAUGGCCUCGCAAGAGCUGAUGAUGUAUUGGGGUUAUAAAUUCGAAGUUUUGUCGGUCCUACGGAAGCCAUGGGACUCGACGUCCCGUGCCGAGAUCGAAGGCCGACAGGACGAAGUGGUUAACAACAGCGCACAGUAUUGCUCCGUCGUCAAGACUGGCAUGGGAAGUGUGCGCAUGGUUCUCGGUGGCGAGGUUGAUGCUGUCUGGGACUGCAAGCCUGAACGAAAAGAAGACCCCAUCCACUGGGUGGAGCUGAAGACAUCCGCUGAAAUCCGCAACGACCGCGACAUGUUCAAGUAUGAGCGGAAGCUGCUGAAGUUCUGGGCCCAGUCCUUCCUGCUUGGUGUGCCGAAGAUCAUCGUUGGCUUCCGGGACCAGCAAGGCAUCGUUCAUCGCUUGGAGGAGUUGGACACGGCGAGUAUCCCUGGUAAGGUCAAGAAGGUGGGGAAAGGCUCCUGGGAUGGGAAUAUCUGCAUUAAUUUUGCGGCGGCGUUCCUUGAGUGGCUGAAGCAGACUAUCAAGACGGAUGGGACUUGGAGGAUACGGAAGCUGGAAAAAUCCCAUGUAAUUGAAGUUUUCAAGGUGGAAGAGUCCGGACACGGUGAUAUUCUUUCAGCUGCGUUUACAACUUGGCGAUCAGAAUUCGCAUCGGCGCUGAAUUGA